AUGGAAGCAUUGCAAUUAUCACGUGCUGCUUUAAAUCCUGAUCUACGUUUAAAAUAUUUCUUAGAACUUAUAUCUGAUAAAAGUAAGCGAACACACUAUGAAAUAUUACUUUCAACACAUGAUAAUAGUGUAUUCAACGAAUUAGUUGAUUAUGAAAUUCUUAAGAGUAAUGAAAAAAUUGCUAAAAAAUUUCGAUUACUUAAAUUACCUCGUGCUAAAUCUUCGGAUACAAAAAUACAUUAUGGCCUGGAUGUAAAACAAUUACCAGAACUUAAUUAUGGUUACCUUGUUCAAUUUUGUAAAUAUUUUGAAUAUCGAAUGAGAAAUUUAAAUUCCUUAUGUGUUAUGUGUGGAAAACGUACAUUUGAUUCAAGUGAUAAAAAAGCUUCGAAACCAACAAUCUGUGAUGAUUAUGAAUGUUUUAGUAAUGCAAUGGAUUCAAAAUUUCGUAAUGAUCCUCUUCCGCCAUCAAUAUUUUCGAUUGAAAUUGCAGACUUUCUUCUCUUACUUGUUAAUGCAGCAAUUUAUUCUCCUCGACAUGCACUAAUUCUUGAUCCUUAUCCAAAACUAAUAAAUCCAUAUAAUACAUCAACAACAUUACUUGAUCAAGACGGAAAUAAAGAAAAAAAUAUUGAAGAACUAAAAAAAAUAAUAAAUGGUAUGAUGGCAAUGGGAUCAAUAACACAAUAUGAAGCUGCUAAAAUAUCAUUAAGAAGUAUGAUUGAAUUAAAACAUCCAUGGGGUUUUUCUUUUUUUCACUGGUUAAUGGGAACAAAUCGUUAUCAUUUUUCAUUAAUUCCAGAAAACUAUCGAAUUAAAAAUGUUGAUACAAAAUAUCAAUAUUUUAUAAAACAUGAAGAUAUUGUUAAACAUGUUAAUUUUAAAAAAUUACGAGCUGAAAAAGGAAGUAUUUUUGCUUUUCAUGGUUCACCACAAGAAAAUUGGCAUUCAAUUCUUCGUUCGGGUUUACAAAUUGGAAAAGGAGGAUAUUUAAUAAAUGGUGCAGCAUAUGGUGCCGGUAUUUACGUGUCACCUAGUUUUGCAUUUUCAUCGUCAUAUACCCGAUCGCAUUAUUUGUAUAAUCACAGAGAUUCAUACAGUAAUCCUAGUGAUUUUAAUUCAGAAGUGAGCUUACGAUGAAACUCAUUAAACUGUCAAAAUUCUUUUAUAGACUAAAUAUUUGUUUAAUCAAUAAGUGACAAAAAUUUUCUUUUUUAAGUGCCAUACGAAGAAACUAUCUUAACUGAGACUCGACGUUUGAGCUCAUUUUGGAUGCAGAAGGGAGUGUUUGUUAGGCUAUCAAAAGUUUAAGGUCGUUCGUUCCCAUGAAUCUUUGGCCCCUAGCUAUAGCAAAUACACUGGAUUUUUGACUUAUUUGUCAGUGGUUCUCGAAAAAGCCGAAUGACAGAGUUUCGAUCUAAAAACUGUGUCUGUAGAUAAAUCUAAUGACUCUUAGAAUUUUUUGAUAAUAUCAGCCGCAAAGAAUGUUUGCUCGUCGACUUACUGAAUUUUCGAUUGAACCUGACUUUUAUAUGACAUGCCUAUGACAAAAGACUAUUUUUGGAAAUUCUAUAUUUUGAUGAAGGAACAUCCAUGCCCACUAAAACUAUUAGAGUAUUCUAAGAGUCAUUAGAUCUAUCUAUAGGCAAAACUUAGAUUGAAAUUCCAUGAUUUUAUUUUUGGAACAGUACCUGUAAAUAAGUCAAAAAACUAGGACGCCUAUCAUAACUCGCCUUCAAAAGUUCAUGGGGACGAAUCAUUAUAGACUUUUGCUAGUCUUACAGAGAUCUCCUUCUUUCUGAUCCCAACAUGAGCUCAAAUAUCGUGUGACAGUUGGAAUAAUUUUCGUGUCAAUAAUAUUUGCAUUUCUUUAGUUUUUGAACAGAGAUAUAUGCAUAUCGUUACUGAUAGAAAUUUUUCUUCCUGUAAAUAAGUGACAGCGUACAUAUUUAGAGAUAUUAUGUAAUUUAAGAUUAGUUUAAUAUUACGAAUCAAGGUGGAACAAGCUGAUUACUAAUACUAGUAAUCAAUUUGUAAUCACGAGUAAUCACCAGUAAUCACCAGUAAUCACUAGUAAUCACCAGUAAUCACUAGUAAUCACCAGUAAUCACGAGCAAUCAUGAAACCCGAACCGUGGGGUCCUCAAGUCCUAUUUUUGAAAAAAAAAUUUCUUUUCGAAAAUUUUUUUUUCUUGCAGGAAUAGACUUUUUGAGAAAAAAUAAUUUUUUUCGAAAACACUCCAAAAUUGUGUUCUGAAAAAAAUUUUUUUAAAUGCAGAAAUAGGCUUUUUGACAAAAAAUAAAUUUUUUCCAAAAAACAAUUUUUGCAACAAAAUUUUUGGGUGUUUUGGAAAAAAUUAUUUUUUCCCAAAAAGUCUAUUUCUGCAAUAAAAAAAAUUUUUUUUCAAAAAAGGACUUGAUGACCCUAGGGCUCGGGUUGGGGACGGAGAUGGUUACGAAACCGUUACCACUUACCCGGGAACGUAACGGUAACUUCCCACCCCUAAUCACCAGUAAUCACUAGGAAUAAUUGGUAAUCAAGUAAUCAGUUUGUUCCCCCU
Rotaria sp. Silwood2 is the source of this 2560-nucleotide messenger RNA. Lineage: Eukaryota; Metazoa; Rotifera; Eurotatoria; Philodinida; Philodinidae. The record is from the annotation of a GenBank genome assembly.